Fusarium musae is the source of this 2190-nucleotide messenger RNA. RefSeq lists its product as uncharacterized. Gene Ontology annotation, biological process: transmembrane transport. The record is from RefSeq and is a predicted model, not a curated record. Lineage: Eukaryota; Fungi; Ascomycota; Sordariomycetes; Hypocreales; Nectriaceae. The transcript is spliced from 2 exons. Gene Ontology annotation, molecular function: transmembrane transporter activity. The coding region runs from base 1 to 2190 and encodes 729 amino acids.
AUGCAGUCAGAGAAAUCAAAUGUGCCCAGGUGGCGGCGCUUCCUGGGCGGCAGCGGCAGCGGACCUACCGGUGCCAGGCCAGACGAAUCGUACGGACCUUCCAGAUGGAGCAUGGGUGUUCUGAACGACAAGAAGACUAUUGAAGUUCCAGGUUCCGUGCUUCUUCUGGCAUCACAUCGCAAUGAGCCUCUUGGUCUGCGAAAUGUGCACGCCAGAACAUCUCACUCAUCCAUUCCGGCUGGAUUUCCUGUUGAUACACGAAGGACAUCAGCCUCAUCAGCGGCGGCGGCGGCUGCUGCUGCCUCAGUAGCGGAGAACCAUGCUUCCCCCGACGAGAGUGACGGCAAGAAGAAAACAAGCGAUGGGGCUAUCAUCCUGGAACCACAGCCUGAAGAAUCAGGAAAUGACCCUUUGAACUGGCCAGCUUGGAAACGUGACAUUGCCCUUUUGUCGCUUGGUUUCUAUUGCAUGAUUGGCGGCGGCACAACUCCCAUUAUCGCCGCCGGCUUCACCGACGUUGCGGAGACAUACGACGUUGAUGUCGAGAGGGUCGCUUUGACCACUGGACUCUACAUGAUGGGAAUGGGCCUCGGCUCCGUUGUGUUCUCACCGACCGCUAUCCUAUGGGGUAAACGCCCAGUAUAUCUGGGCAGUGCUAUCCUAUUCAUUGGGACAUCACUCUGGGCAGCAUGGUCUCCAAGCUUCAAUUCUCUCCUCGCGGCCAGAGUCUUCCAGGGCUUUGCCGUUAGCCCUGUUGAAUGUCUUCCAUCAGCCACAAUUGCCGAAAUCUUCUUCCUCCAUGAAAGAGCCUACCGCAUUGGUAUCUACACUCUUCUUUUGCUUGGCGGCAAGAAUCUGGUCCCCCUUGUCAGUGCCGUCAUCAUUGGCGGUCUUUCGUGGCGUUGGGUUUUCUGGAUCUUGGCUAUGAUUAUUGCUUUUGGUGCUGUACUUCUCUUCUUGUUUGUCCCGGAAACCUUUUGGGAUCGCACCCCUCACGCAAGGCCUAAGCAUCCAUCCAAGCGUCCAAGUUUUCUUCGCCGACUCUCAUCUCGUCAUGCGGUUCCGCAAACUGGUGGAGAGGGGCUACUUCAGGGUGAGACUGAAGCACAAUUCGCAGAUGCGGAACAUGCUCAAGAUGGACGCCAAUCACCUGCUGCUCUUCAUCGAGGCCGGGAUCUCCAUGUUGGCUUUGCUGAGUCUGGCGACGCUGCUGAAGAGGCAGCAGCGCCUGUGACUCCAGUUUCGCCUAGGGCGGUAGUCCAUCCGUCUGGUAAAAACCCAGCUGCCCCAGGGGACGUCGGCAGCGCGACUGGAAGUGAGUCCAACAGUGCGUCUUUCAAGCUGGGUCCAAACCUCGAGAACGAGAAGUUAGAUGCAUCGCAGCUCCAGGGUCCGCCCAAGAUCCAGGCCUACACACACAACCUCCGUCAGCAGCCUCCAAAGUCAUUCGUUCAACAGCUUAAGCCCUGGCAUGGAAGGCUAAACAGUGAUAGCUGGCUCAAGGUCAUGGUCCGCCCUUUCAUUCUAUUCGCAUACCCCGCGGUCCUUUGGUCAGCUGCCGUGUAUGCUUGCUCUGUGGGUUGGCUUAUCGUCAUCUCGGAGUCGAUUGCCAUGAUAUACCGCGACAAGGAUUCUUAUAAUUUCACCGCGCUCCAGACAGGCUUAGUGUAUAUCUCGCCUUUUAUCGGCGGUAUCCUGGGAACUGGCGUGGCCGGCAAGGUCAGUGACAUUAUCGUCAAGAUCAUGUCCAGGCGUAAUGGCGGUCUCUACGAACCUGAGUUCCGUCUUGUUAUGGCCCUUCCCAUCCUUAUCAGCACAUGCAUAGGCCUCAUGGGCUUUGGCUGGUCGGCAGAAGAAAAAGAUCAUUGGAUGGUCCCUACCUUCUUCUUUGGAGUUGUGUCAUUUGGGUGCUCCCUUGGAUCGACUACCUCCAUCACGUUCUGUGUGGACAGUUACCGCCAAUACGCCGGAGAGGCUUUGGUGACGCUUAACUUUUCAAAGAAUAUCUUACAUGGACUUGUUUUCAGCCUCUUCGUCACGCAUUGGUUGCAUGGCGAUGGCCCGAAGAAGGUGUAUAUUUGGAUUGGUAUAAUCCAACUGCUUCUCAUGCUGUGCACAAUUCCUAUGUACAUCUACGGCAAGAGGGCACGCAUGUGGACAGUUCGAGCAAAUUUGAUGGAGAAGUUCUGA